This is a messenger RNA of Adineta ricciae, 1194 nucleotides long. The record is from the annotation of a GenBank genome assembly. Lineage: Eukaryota; Metazoa; Rotifera; Eurotatoria; Adinetida; Adinetidae.
AUGUUUUAUUAUUGGAUUGUUAUUCUUCUCGUUUUAUUCGUACAGCUUUCCUAUUCUAAUGAAAUUAAUUAUGAUAUCGAUGGAAGUGUCGGCAAUGGUUGGGAAUUUGUUCGUGAUUUAUUCAAAGAGAAUUUUAUUAAAGAGCGCGAUUUAGGCGCUCAAUUAGCUAUAUAUCAUCAAGGUGAAUUAGUUGUAGAUUUGUGGGGCGGUUGGUUUGACCGUUCAUAUACAAAACGAUAUGAUAAUAAUACAUUACAAAUAGUGUUUUCAAGUUCAAAAGGCGUUGUUGCAAUCGCUGCUGCAUUGUGCGUUCAACGAGGUUUACUAAGUUAUUCUGAUCUAGUAACUAAAUAUUGGCCUGAAUAUGGAAAAUAUGGCAAAGACAACACAACCGUUGCUGACAUACUAUCACAUCGGGCAGGUCUACCGACGGAUCCAUCUCCAAUAGAGAUCAUGUUUAACUGGACAGCAGUUAUUCAUCAAUUGGAAAAUUCAGCACCUCUAUGGCCUCCUGGAUCGUCUUCUAGUUACCAUGCACUUACCUAUGGAUGGUUGGCUGGUGAACUUAUACGACGUGUCGAUCCAAAGAAACGAUCAGUUGGGCAAUUUAUUCAAGAUGAACUAGCUCGUCCAUUGAAUCUGGAAUUCUAUAUUGGUUUACCAUCAGAACAAGAAUAUCGGGUGUCUCCACUGACCUUCAGUAAAGAAAGUCUUCAAACAUUCAAUGAAACAGUACAAGCAACGUUUGCUUUGUUCAAUUCUCCUCAAGUGCAUGCUACUGAAAUACCAGCAGCGAAUGGCAUCACAAAUGCUCGAUCAUUAGCUCGACUCUAUGCAUCACUCAUGACUGAUUUAGAUAACGGACAGCAAAAACGAUUGUUAAAUCCCGAUAUAUUAAAACAAGCUCUCAAGUUACCUAUGCAAGGAGAGGAAUUGAACAUUUUAUCGAAUAUCAGUGCACCAUUUACUAUGGGUUUUAUGCUAUACAGUUCCCUAUUUACAAUCUUGGGACCCGACACAUUUGGUCAUUCAGGAGCUGGUGGUAGCAUUGGUCUUGCUUUUCCAUCUAAGAAUCUUUCAUUUGCAUUCGUUAUGAAUCAACUUGACCCUUACAUUAUAACUUUUCCACGAAUACAAACAAUACUGGAGAAGACUGUUGAAAAGCUUACUCCUAAAAACGUUCAUUUCAAAUAA